Myzus persicae (green peach aphid) is the source of this 1883-nucleotide messenger RNA. RefSeq names its product dual specificity protein phosphatase MPK-4-like. Bases 307 to 1269 code for a protein of 320 amino acids. Lineage: Eukaryota; Metazoa; Arthropoda; Insecta; Hemiptera; Aphididae. The transcript is spliced from 7 exons. Gene Ontology annotation, molecular function: protein tyrosine/serine/threonine phosphatase activity. The record is from RefSeq and is a predicted model, not a curated record. Gene Ontology annotation, biological process: protein dephosphorylation. Gene Ontology annotation, cellular component: nucleus.
CUUAUCUUUUAUCUGUAACUAUUGACGUCUCACAGCAGCUCGCUAUUCAGUUGUGGUCAGUUGUAGUUGAGUACUCACUAGUCAUUACUGCUUCCUAGUCUUUGUACUUACUACUAACCAGUCACAAUAGUUCUGAAAAGUGGGAAGAUUCGAUAUUUUACAUUCAUAACUUGUUAAAUUUUGGUUUUUUACCUGAUUUGGUAAAUAAAAAUAUAUUCAUAAUUUCUACGGGUUGUAAACUAAACGAUUAUUUCAAUAAUAAUUUGACUUGAUGACCAAUGUUAUGUUGUGUUAUUAACUAUUAUAAUGUCAAAUCUGUGUAGAGAUGAUUUCGAUUCGGGUCCUAAACAUGUAUUUUCUAUUGAAGAUGGUCUAUGGCUAGGAAACCUAACAGCUGCCAUAGAUUUAACAUUUUUACGAAGCAACGGAAUAAACUAUAUAAUUACAGUGGAUUCUUGUCCUUUACCAGAAAUUAUAUUAGAUUUGAGAGACAUUAAUGUUAAAUAUAUACAAGUUACUGAUAUGGAUGGUGAAGAUCUUUUAAGCCAUUUUGAUAGCGCGUAUGAGUUCAUAAAAAAAGGUCAAGAAAAAAGUUCUGUUCUUGUGCAUUGCUAUUAUGGAAUAUCCAGGAGUGCGUCAAUUAUUACAGCUUAUAUUAUGAAGAAGUAUAAAAUUAGUUUUGAUGAUGCUUUCCAAAGAGUGAAAGUUAAAAAUGCAGCUGCAUUACCAAAUAUUGGAUUUCAAGCACAACUUAGUUUGUAUGAAACUCUGGGAUGGAAAAUUGACAAAAACAAUAUGCAAUUUAAACUAUUCAGACUGAAAAUAGCUGCUAGAAAAGUAAAAAAAGUUAAAAUUUUGCCACAAGACUGUAUUGACGUAAUUAAAGCAGACCCAUCUCUAAUAUGUGCUAGACCAGAUCCAAAAGUUUAUCGGUGCCGUAAAUGCCGGAUUUUAGCUUUACAAUCAAAUUUAUUACCCCAUUAUAUCAAUGAAAAAUUGUCAUGGAAAGAUUCAAAAUUGUCUUCAGAUUAUUCAGGCUCCCAGUUAUGUUCAGACACAAUAUUUAUUGAACCGAUGACUUGGAUGUCAGUGAGCCAAUCUGAAAGUGGAAAGAUCAACUGUCCAAAAUGUCGUUCUAAACUUGGCUCAUAUAGUUGGACAAUGGGAUGUCAAUGUCAAUGCGGUGCAAAAGUAUCUCCAGCAUUUUAUUUUGUGCCAUCUAAAAUAGAUUACAGUGGAUUUUUGCAAAAUGUUCAGGCUACUGUUUGAAAACCUACUAUCUUGACAAUGAUAUUCUGAAUGGAUAUUGAAUUUGUGUUAAUUUGUGUUUUUUUUUUCAUGUUUUUUUAUGUGUUAUUCACUUAUUAAUAGGUAUUAAAAAUUAUUAAAUUAUUGAUAUUUAAGACAAUAAAUCCAAAAUAUACACAACCAAUGACCCUUAUAUUCAUAAAAGUCAAAAUUAGGUCAUUAGCGUAAACUUCAUCCGCUUAAAAACAUUUUGAAUAUGAAUACAGUUUGAAGAAGUUAACCUGUGAAAAUACUCUACUCCAUAAUUACAUUUUAUCUAAGAGUUUGUAUGAAAUACUGCCAACAAAUUCAACCAGUUAUUUUAUUAAAAUUGUAGCUUAUUAAAUGACAAAUAAGUAUUUUUUGUUUAAUGUUAACAGAAAUUUUUUUAUAAAAGUGUUCAUAAUAAAAAUACUUAUAAAAUGUAGACUGAAGUACCUAUAUGAAAACACUUUUUAACCUUAUUUUAUUAUACACAUUUUUUUUAUCAUGACUGAGAAUAUAUUACUGACUCCAAUGGAAAUAUUGAAUAUUAAGAACACCAAAUUUUGGUGUGGUAAUCAUAAAUUAUACCCGAUAUAUUUUAUUGAUUUGGC